Paramuricea clavata is the source of this 3740-nucleotide messenger RNA. The record is from the annotation of a GenBank genome assembly. Lineage: Eukaryota; Metazoa; Cnidaria; Anthozoa; Malacalcyonacea; Plexauridae.
UAGCUUUAUGCAAAUUGCCUCGAAGCUCGAGUAUUUAUAACGCCGCGUUUGUCACUUCGAAGUUAUAACAAAGUUCAGACGAUCAUACAGAAAACAUCAACAUUGUUGAAGAAUUUUUAAACUUGGAAAUAAUGGCUUUCUCAAUUGUAAGUAUAUAUAUAUAUCAGUACUGUAGCUAUAUAUUCUCGUACACUGUUAUAGUGUAAUAUUAUAGGUAUAGGUUUUGUAAGGUAGGUAUAGGUAUAGGUUCGAGGGUAGAUUUUAUAUUUUAUACUAAGGCAAAAUCAGCACGUACAUGGUUGUCAACCAUGCAGCUUGUAUAGCAAUAUCAAUUGUAUUGUGUCAUUGGAAACAAAGUAAUAUUGAUGAAAUUGACAAAUAUAUACUCUAAUAUUCUUGCUUCAAUAUUGAUAUAUGAUAUUAACAUGCAGCUUGUAAGGUGAACAGCACCUAUAACCAUCACCGCUCUGGGAAACAUUUCUAUAACAUCAAUACGAAUAUAAUAUCAGUACGAUAAAAUGGUAUCUUACCUUUUAUAGUUUGUCAGGAUUUCAUCAUUCUUGUUUCGUAUUUUUCGUAGCAUAUCUACAGUAAAACGAAAGGAAUUUAAAGAUUUUUGAAACAAAAAAACUAAAAGUACACUAAUUCUUAAGAGUAAGAACCAUAUUCCUUGUCAAGUAUAUUGGUCCAGUGUCCAAGACAAUAGUUCUGACGUGCAUUUGAGGACAAUUACAUCGCAAUUGAUCGUGUGUAUAUUUCGUUGAACUAACGUACAUAUAUUUGCUCAAUUUCUUUAGACAAAGGGUACGAUAGAAUACAAUAUUGAAACAAAUACCGCUAAUAAAACUAAUCUCAUCAUGCGAAACAAUGUCGUGAAAUCCGACGGAGACGACGCUGCCGAUCCAGCAGGUAAAACGAUGUCUCUUUAUCAUACCUAAUUUUAGUGUGCAGUGAUAACCAAUUUGUGCAGUAAUAAAAGUAAAAUGUGCAGUGAUAAAAUGUAAAAUGUGCAGUGAUAAAAUUUGCUUUGAUAAGUUGUUAAUUAACACAAGAGAAUGAUUCAAUUGAAAUUGAAAUGAUGACUGCCAAAUUAGCGAAUUAAAUAAUAGUAUAUGUUUUUUGCACGAAAAUCAUGAGAUUCAGGCAAUUUUUAGUUAAUAUCUGGCUUUUGGUAUGUCCGCCAAAAAAUUGGGGGGGGGGGGGUCGCCAAAAAUUUCCGAAUAUUCUGAAAUUUUCUUAGUCAUUCGGAAAUUUUUGGCAUAAAAUGUGCAGUGAUAAAAAAUUCUUAAAAUUAGGUAUGCUCUUUAUAAUAUGACGAAACUAGUGCACAACAUGAACGUUCAUGAAUGUACAAUCGUUUUCAAAUGUACGUGUUGGGAUACAUAUCCCCAGACCAGGACAUGUGGUCAUCACGCAUGUACUUUGAGAUUAUAAACUAAAAGGCGGUUAGGUCCUUCACCUCCAGGGCCGUAGGAAGCUCUUUUCGAUUGGGGGGGGCUGAAAGCGAGGGCCGAAGGCCCGAGGAAAUUUUUAAAUUUAGAGUCUCUAAAAUGCCAUUUCCUGGACUUUGGGGGAAGAUUUAACAGAAUUCUGAUAGUCAGAAAACAGCGUUUUAGUAUGUCGAAAUUUACAGGAAAGUAUGGGCCAGACUGUAGUAUUAUAAAUGCGCGGCGGGAAUUUUCGUCGUAAAUGGCAGUUGCGCGGAAAUGAAGGCAGAACAUUUGAGAAAAUUUCGAAAAUCUGGAGUCUCUAGAUGGUCUGAAAUGGCAUUUUUCAGAGUUUUCUUUCGCAAGACCCAACACGCAAAAGACAAAAUAAAUCAUUAGUUCAUCAAAAAUGUGCAGAUUUUGUGGGAUUUUCUUUGAAAAUGCGCGACAGAAAUUCAGCUAAAAUUUCUACGCGAGGAACGAUCUGGAGUAUGAGUAAUAUCUUCAUUCUUUGCAGUUUGUCACAGAUUAAAUGAUAAAGUUUGCAUGAUUUUGAAAAAAGAAUGAUUAUUAGCAAAUUAUUGGGGGGGCUGCAGCCCCCCCAGCCCCCCCCCCCCGGUUGCUACGGCCCUGACCUCAUCACAUGAUUGUCAGAAAUAAAUUAAAACUAGAUUAGGAAGAUUAAUUAAUCUAGGUUAAUUAUAUAAUAUGGAUUAUAGCCAGAUAUAUACAAAAUCUCAAAUGCACGCAGGCCGUCACUCCAGGAAUUAAAUAAGUUCGUAUGUGCCUACAUGAGCCACAAUUUUCAAAUGCAAUCUUUUGUUUUGCAGCCCAAUUCUUUGUAGAUACUGGAACGGACAACGUGAAUGCAAAUAAUUUGCUCUAUCGUUUCCGACCAGUCAGUCAACCGAACAAAUAUCUUGCCGUGUCAGGAUCGAAGAUCAUUUUAAAGGUAAAUAUAGGAUAAUGAUGUUAAGUUAUAUAAUGUUGAUUGGUAUGUUUGCCCACUUCACACGAGCCAUGCAUGAUACACGUGCUCGAAGACUAAAGCCUAAGGAUCAGUUUUUGAUAGGGCAGGAAAAAUGUAAAGGCGCCCAUUUUUUCCACUCAGGAAAUUUUCCGCAGAAAGAAAAUUUUGUAAGAUGCGAUUGGCCGACACAAAUUUUCCGUCGGAAAAAAAAAUUUUGAAGUUGAAAAUUUUCAACUUUUAACAAUGAUAUUUUCGGAAAAUUUUCUGUCGUGGAAAUUUUUCUUGAGUGGAAAUGGCCCUUAAGAGUUUAAGAUUGAAAACGAGGCUAGCCAGUCUCCUUUGUUAUAAAACAUAGCAGACUGAACUCCAGGCGGGCCGGUUGUUCAAAGUAAAUCAACUUUAACCUGCUGUUUUAGAUUGUGUAUUUCUGCACGUCUGUUUAUUUCAAAACUUCACUGAGAAACUCCUAUCGAUCCAAACAAGAUCUCCGAAGAAAUAUUUCCAAAUUUAUAGACAAGCUGUCAGGAAGUUUGCUUUGAAUUUUAGGUUAAUGGUUCAUGAAAUUAAUUUUGAGAGAAAAAGUAUAUCACGACCAUUUUUCGAAUCGCGAUCUAUGGACUGUAUGUAAAGGUGUUUAUCACACUAAGUAAUGAAUGUUUUUCCCGUUUAGGAUGUUCCAAGUACAACCACACCGACUGAUAGUUCACACGAUUUUUAUGUUUCUGCUGUCCCUCAAAACGGCAACUAUCAGAAGUACUUGUACAGAUAUUCCGCGGUAAAUAAUCUGCUGUACAUAAGUACUGACGGCAACGAUAAUGUCAUCUUGGCAGGCGACUCGCCAAAGGCCUGGUUACGACUGCGUCAAGCUCCCAUUGGGAACACGACGGUGGUGACGUUAACCGCAAGCGUGGAAGAUUGCUUCGAGGGAUUCCAGUAUUCUGAGAAAAUUUAUAGUGGGGCAACUAAUUCCAGUGCAACCGAUCAGGAAGGGUCGUUUUAUGGAAAAGUGGUCGUCAGUGAACGAAUAAGCGUCUCUGAGGAAUAACACGGAUGCUAUGAACAUUAUAAAUUAUUUAGCUGAUAUGAAAGAUAUAUCAGUGGAACUAUAUUAUUAUACUAAGUUAUUCUAAAAUAAGUUAUUUCAAACAAAUAUUUAUUUGUAUAAACAUAUAUAUUCAUUAUGUGAAAUAAUUUUCCAGUAAUUUAUAUCAAAAUCAUGUGAAUGUAGGUGUAUCUAAUACACGAUACAUUAUAUAUAUAUAUACAAUUGUAUUAGUAUUUAAUUCUAGUUAAUAAGAUAAUCAUGAUGAUUUCACAAAUUAAAUUUGUUUAUCAACUCAUCC